GGUAAAUGGGCUGCGGAGUUUCGGGAAAGCUUCACUGCGGAGUUUCGGAUUGGCUGGGCGCGAAACCGACCGUCUGACGGCCGUGGUGUGGGGCCGCAGCUGGCGGACUUUUGUGCUUACGCGGAGCGGAGUUUGACGCCUACUCCGCAACUUCAUCCCACAUUCCCACCGGUCUCGAACGGGGGUCGAACAACCAUUCGCUUCCUUUCCGAGAAACCUGGACGUCUUGCAGAGAGUACCUUACACUGUCACUGGAUCAGCGGACGCAACGCAGCCCCCCGACGACGAUUAGACCGCGUAAGCUGACUGCCUUGAAUCCCUUUUCUGAAAGGCACGAGAUACAGACAGAGAGAGAGAGGGAUACGAGAGAGGAUUUCGAAUCGUGAUAUCGCAUAUUUCCACUCUUACCACUUUUUUCCAUCUUUCCUCCGUUUCCCUUCCCCCAUGGUCAAUCGGAUCCAGCUGGCCGUGCCGACCCAUCUGUUAUCCGCCGCCGCCACUGCUCCUGUCUCUUCCCCUUCUCUCCACAGUCCAAGACCCGACGCUGCCGCCGCAGAAGCAGACGCAGCAGCAGCAGAACAAGAAACAGUAGCUGGUCAUCAGACCCAGAAAUCGCAUCAGCAUCAGCAGCAGCAGAACAGAAAGAGGAAAAAAAUGUCCGCCGAAGGCCUGAAAGCGAUGAGUGAUCUGGCGGACGCGGCGGACAAGUCCCGCCAGAAGAGCUGCAACGCCUGCGUCCGGAGCAAGCGCCGCUGCGACAAGCGGACCCCGCGCUGCACCCGCUGUAGCGAGAAGAACUUUUCGUGUGUGUACCAGAACCUGCCGCCCGCCUCUGCCAAUGGAAAUGGCAAUGGUGGUAGUGGUGGUGUUGGAGUUGGAAGCCUCGGCGGCCGGGGCGACUCCUCUUCCUCCGCCGGGGGUAUGAUCAGUAACCCAGACGACACCCUCCAGGCCAUGGACAUUGAGGAGGACUGCGGAAACAUCAACGAUGACCUUCCUCCCUUUGACUUUAACACACUCACCGAUCAUCAUCUUCAACACCAACAACAACAACAACAUCACCAUCACCAACCUCAACUCCAGCAGCAGCCCACGCCCGCGUCGUCGUCAUCCUACCUCGACGGCGGUCUCCCGACAAUAGUGAUGACGGAGGACAUCCACAGCGGCAUCGGCAGCGGUAACAACAGCGGGAGCAACAUCGACAACGCCACGUCGGUGCCGUCGACGUCGUCGCUGAACCUCGACUUGAAUGCCGCAAACGCGCCGUUCGACUUUAACUCGGUCAUGGAUUUCCUGAACGCGGACCCGACGGCCGGCGGCGAGCUCCAGCUUUGGGAGACGCCGUUGACGCCCAUCGUGCAGAAGACCAUGCUGCCCGAGAUUAACCAGCUGAGCCCAUGUGACUGGGAUAACGAGAUGGGGGAAGCAUGCGGUGGCUUCCAACCAUGGCAAAUCCACGAACCAAACUCCCGCAUCGGCCACCUCGUCAGCAUUGUCAAGAACAUGCACGUCGUCUUCGCCCAGACCAAGCAGACCCCCUUCCUCCACCGGCACCUCUACCGCGGCGUCCGCGAGACGCCUAGGCCCCUGAUGGCGGCCUACACUGCCAUCUCGGCGUACGUGGGCAUGACGGAGUCCAACAAGGACUGGGUGAUCCGCGCCCUCUGCGAGGGCGCCAACGAGAUUCUCAAGAGCGGUAGUGGUAGCACUGUCAACGCCAAGGACUCCUCGACGACGACGACAUCAUCGACGACGGCGACAGCAGCAGCAGGGAGCAACAUCACGGGGCACGAGAAGCUCGCGAGGGCGCAGGCUCUGUUUCUGAUCCAAACCGUGCGGUGCUUCGACGGCGACAUAGCGCUGCGCGCGCAGGCGGAGCGGGACAUGGGCGUCCUCGAGAAGUGGUUAAAGGACCUCGAGGGGUUGAGGGACAACUUUGACGAGGUUCAUCUGCUAGAUGACGGCGCGAUGCGCGGGAGGCCGCCGCGGUCGUGGGAGGUGUGGAUUUUCAACGAGUGUGUGCGGCGGACGGUGUUGAUGGGGUAUGUGUUUACGAGCAUGUAUCAGAUGCUCAAGAGUGCUGGUGAUUUUGAUCCUGACCUCGGUCCGUGGCUGAUCCCGCACCGCUGGACCUUCUCGAGGCACCUCUGGGACGCUCAGUCUUCGCCGGCGUUCUUCACUGCGUGGCGCGAGAAGCCCAUGUUCUUAGUCAACAGUUUCUUCGUGCAGGGCGUCGCCAAGAUCAUGCGGCCGGCGGAUGUGGACGAUUUCGCGAGGAUGUUUCUCACUAUGAAUGUUGGUGUUGAGGAGAUGAAGCAUUUCAUGCUCGAAGUGUAAGACAUGUUGGGUUACUUAGGGUGUUUGAUUAGGUUUGGAACCGUACGGUACUGUCUCUAGGCUCUGCGUCCUUAUUUAUAUGACGAACGAGACACUCGGUGGGGUUUACUGCGCAGGUUAUAUUGAUGCUAUAGGAGUUUGGGAGACUUGGUAUAGCGAUUUGUUUACCGCUGUUUGGCACUCUAUUGUGGGUCAUUCUGAUCAGUCUUAAGAAGACCUAGACGCUCACUAUCUUCUAUCUUAACGGGCC
Messenger RNA from Colletotrichum scovillei, 2587 nucleotides. RefSeq lists its product as uncharacterized. The transcript is spliced from 4 exons. The record is from RefSeq and is a predicted model, not a curated record. Gene Ontology annotation, molecular function: DNA-binding transcription factor activity, RNA polymerase II-specific; zinc ion binding. Bases 445 to 2337 code for a protein of 630 amino acids. Gene Ontology annotation, biological process: regulation of DNA-templated transcription. Lineage: Eukaryota; Fungi; Ascomycota; Sordariomycetes; Glomerellales; Glomerellaceae.